AUGGAGCCGGGCGUGGAGGAGCUGAUGCCGCGGCUGCUGCCCGUGGAUGACUGUGACUUGGCUGAGGACUUCGACCCCACGGUGCCUCCCAGGACGCCCCAGGAGUAUCUGAAGCGCGUCCAGAUUGAAGCAGCUCGAUGCCCAGAUGUGGUCGUGGCGCAAAUAGACCCCAAAAAAUUGAGAAAGAAGCAGACAGUAAACAUUUCACUUUCCGGAUGUCAGCCUGCUCCUGAAGGAUACUCUCCAACGCUCAAGUGGCAGCAGCAGCAAGUGGCCAAUUUCUCAGCCAUUCGUCAGAGCCUGAACAAGCACAGAAAUCACUGGCGGUCACAACAUUUGGACAGCAAUGUUGCUAUGCCAAAAUCCGAGGAUGAAGAAGGCUGGAAGAGGUUCUGCCUGGGUGAAAGAAUAUACUCAGAAAUAGAUGCACUAUCUGAUAAUGAAAAUCUAGGAAUUGAUUACAUAAAGGUGGGCUUUCCCCCUUUGCUAAGUAUUGUAAGCAGAAUGAAUCAGGCAACAGUAACCAGUGUCUUAGAAUACCUGAUAAGCUGGUUUGGAGAGAAAAAGUUUACUCCAGAACUGGGUAGAUGGCUUUAUGCACUGUUGGCAUGCCUUGAAAAACCUUUGCUACCUGAAGCUCACUCCCUUAUUCGACAGCUGGCAAGACGAUGCUCAGAAGUCAGAGUACUAGAGGAGAACAAGAAUGAAGAACAAAUAUCAGCUCUGAACUUGAUAAUCUGCUUAGUUAGCAGGUACUUCGAUCAACGUGACUUGGCUGAUGAGCCUUCCUAGACUGUUUUGAGAAUAUCAAGUAUUUUGCAUUGCCACAGUACAAACAGCAUUAUCAGAGUUAACAAAGCAAGACACUGCACUGUUCAGACCUGAAGUACUAUACAACCGCUUCAGAACACCCUCACAAUAAUGCAUUUGGGACAGCUAUGAAUAACUUAAGCUAAGCUUUAGCACAAAACUGUCAAUGUCUCCAAUAUCACCAUCAUCAUCAUAAAAUGGUCAACGAAGUGUCUGGCAUCAUCUCUCAAGCUACUGUCUCUGUAAACUGCAUUCUUGGUUAGGAAUUUCUACCAUCUGGAGUAAUCCUGUGGACACUGCUAUUAGGUGAAGUCUGAGGUUACAUUACAAAUGAUUGUUCUUUAUCUAACACACACCUAUUGAGGGCUUUUUUUAAUAAAACUGAAACGUUUUAAAAAGUGUUCUUAAACAUUGUGGCUUUUCUCAUUCUUUGUACUAUUCAACAGCAGCCUUACUAUAGAAACGUACACAACUAGAACUGAAUGUGGUUUUUUUUUCAAGCUUUGGUUCCUGAGCUUAAGCUCUGCUAAGCAGUUCAACUACAGCCAGUAAGUUACUG
Gavia stellata (red-throated loon) is the source of this 1369-nucleotide messenger RNA. RefSeq names its product gem nuclear organelle associated protein 2 (gene GEMIN2). Gene Ontology annotation, biological process: spliceosomal complex assembly; spliceosomal snRNP assembly. The coding region runs from base 1 to 792 and encodes 263 amino acids. Gene Ontology annotation, cellular component: spliceosomal complex; nucleus; SMN complex. The record is from RefSeq and is a predicted model, not a curated record. The transcript is spliced from 10 exons. Lineage: Eukaryota; Metazoa; Chordata; Aves; Gaviiformes; Gaviidae.